Messenger RNA from Seminavis robusta, 1179 nucleotides. NCBI's taxonomy places the organism in Eukaryota, Bacillariophyta, Bacillariophyceae, Naviculales, Naviculaceae. The record is from the annotation of a GenBank genome assembly.
AUGAGCGGUCAGGCUGGUGAUGGGAACAGUGGCAUUCAUGGCCUAAGCUUCAGUGCCUUCAGUGCCCUCAGUGCCCUCCUCAAUCAGGAUCAGACUUUAUGUGUGCAAUUGCUAGAAGCACAGCUGAGAGACCUCAGCUUUCAAGAGCUGCAGGAUCUGCAGGAUCUGCAGCAGGCCAGGACAACAUCCCAAGCCCAAGCUCAAGCUCAGGCUCAAGCUCAGGCUCAAGCUCAGGCUCAAGCUCAGGUUCAGGCUCGUCCUGCUGUUGCUGUCUCCACGGCAGCUUCGGGACAUAGUUCCCUAGAGUUGGCAAUCCGGGUCCUUCUUGCUUCAGCACAGGAUGACUUACACGCUGCUCCAGCUUCAGCCACAGUCCCCCAAGACAACAUGAAUGACAAUCGUAAUGACAUCACCAUCACUACGGAUCGCAUUCAGGAGAUCUGUGCUGCCAUCGCCAUUCAGCAAGCCACUGAUAAGCAGGCUGCUCUCGGUACUCGUACUGAUACUCGUUCUGAUACUCGUUCUGAUAAUAAUGAGCAUGCAAACACCACCGAACUGGAACAGAUUCUCGGGCUCUCUCGUCUUCUUGGUAUCAGUACUAGUACUAGUAGUACUAAUAGUGAACCUUCUCCAGCGACCAGUCAACUUGAAGCCCAGCUGGAGCCACAGAGCAACCAUAUCAAUGACUCUCCAAACAACGAACAAGAAAUCCUACAAAGCCUACAAAGGUUCCUUUCGGUCCAAGAUUCGGCUCCCACUACUUGCGCGGUGAAUGCCCCUGCUGUGCUUACACAAGGUACUGUUGUUGGUGUUGUUGGUAAGCGACGCGCCGGAAGGCGCUCCGACUUUCCUCCAAAGCUACAUGAGCUCCUACAGUACUUGGAGCAAGAGGGUCUCUCGGAGAUUGCAAGCUACACACCCGAAGGAGAUGGAUUCACGGUCUACAAGAAGAAAUUACUUGCAAAAGAGAUUAUGCCACUCUUCUUUCAUACCAACAAGUACAACAGCUCCCAAAGACAGGUCAAUCUAUACUGCUUUGAACGCACUGACAGCAGCAACAAUGAAGUCUCCACCUACAGGCACAAACUCUUUCAAAGGAGCCUCCCGCAACUCUCCGAAACCAUGCAGCGCAUCAAGAUCAAGAGCAAGAUCAAUACCAAGAUCCUCGCCAGCGCCUAA